AUGGUUUAUCAAAACAUAAUUUACAAUAAUGAAGGAUUACUUGGAAGGUUUCUUCACAUAACUGAUAUUCAUCUUGACCCAUAUUACCUUGAAUCAAGCGAUCCAACUUCUUUUUGCCAUCGUUAUUCCCGGAACCAAGUGUUAAACAUUGCUGGAAAAUUCGGUAUUCUAUCGGCUCCAUGUGAUUCACCUUACCAUUUGACGAAUUCUACUUUUGAGUUUAUACGUUCGAACUUCAGCGACGUAGACUUUAUCGUAUAUACUGGUGAUAGUGUUAGGCAUGAUAAAGAUUCUAAAGUUUUUAAACGAACCGAAGAUCAAGUUUUAGAUAUUCAUAAAAGAGUAGUGGAAAAUAUUCAAAAUUACCUCAAUCUAUCAAAAAUUAAAUUUAUACCAACACUUGGAAAUAAUGAUGAAUUUGAGCAUAAUCGAUUACCCGAAGGACCGAACGACUUGUUGAGCAAUUUAACUAAAAUAUGGGCUCCUUUAAAUCUGAACUUAACUUCUGACUUUCUAAAAGGAGGAUACUACCGUCAAGAUAUUCAUUCAAAACUCUCCGUACUUAGUCUUAAUUCCAUGUAUUUUUACAAAAAGAACAAACUAGUAUCUGACUGUAAUAUAACAGAUAGUCCCGGUGCAUCACAAUUGGAAUGGCUUGAACGUGAAUUAAAGAAUGCACGCGGUGAAAGACGAAAGAUUUAUAUUUCACAACAUGUUCCUCCACUGGAUGAGUCUAAUGAGGAAUCUUAUUUCCCAGCGUGCUUUUAUGCAUAUAUACAGCUACUUGGAAAAUAUUCGGAUGUCAUUUGUGGUCACUUCACAGGACACACGGAUCAAGAUAUGUUAUCGUUUGUUACUAGCACCAGUAAAAGUGAGAAUGCAUAUUCAAUAUUUCUCCUAGAUGAACCACCCAUUUCAAAUACAAUUUCUGCUGAAGAUAUUGUAUUGGUUUUAACAAAUGCUCCAUCAAUAAAACCAACUCAUAAUCCAGCAGUACGACUAUAUGAAUAUUCAACCUCAGUUUGGGAUUUUGGUGCUUUAAAAGAUUAUACACAAUAUUUUGUAAAUCUAACGGAAGCAAAUAAGAUUCGUGUGGCUAGAUGGGAAAUUGAAUAUAUAGCUAGUGAAACUUAUGGAAUGAAUUCUUUGAAAACAAAAGAUUGGACCAGAGUUUUAAACAAAUUUAAAAUACCUGAUAGUGAUGUUUGGAGGUCAUAUGUUAAACAUAUAACAGUUAGUGGUCCUUAA
Messenger RNA from Cetraspora pellucida, 1248 nucleotides. The record is from the annotation of a GenBank genome assembly. Lineage: Eukaryota; Fungi; Glomeromycota; Glomeromycetes; Diversisporales; Gigasporaceae.